Molecule: messenger RNA, 684 nt
Organism: Cannabis sativa
Lineage: Eukaryota; Viridiplantae; Streptophyta; Magnoliopsida; Rosales; Cannabaceae
Exons: 2
Coding region: 1-684 (227 amino acids)
Source: RefSeq, a predicted model, not a curated record
AUGACACUUCCUUCCUCUACUACUACAUAUACACAACUUGUAUGCAAGCUGCACAAAUCGAUUUAUGGUCUCAAACAAUCUUCAAGAAAAUGGUACCGUAAACUCUCGAAUGCACUUCUUCAAGAUGGAUUUCACCAAUCCCAAGCUAACUACACUCUAUUGACAAAGGAAGAUACAGGAUAUACAAGCAGUAAGCCUGCCAAGACCCUAAUAGAUCCUCGUAUCCAACUGGAUGAUGAACAAGGAGAACCUCCCGAUGAUCCUUCACCACAUCGUCAACUCAUUGGUCAACUCCUUUACCUUACUUUAUCAAGAUCUGACAUCACAUACGUCGUUCACAACCUCAGCCAGUUCAUGUUGAAACCUCGUACACCACAUUUGCAGGCAGUUCACCAUUUGAUUCGUUACUUAAAAGGAAGUCCUGGUCAAGGCCUCCUUUACUCUACAUCAUCUUCAUUGCAUCUUUGUGGAUUCUCAUACUUCGAUUGGGCCUCUUGCCCAACUACUAGGCGUUCCACCAUAGGUUUUUGUGUGUUCUUUGGUGACUGUCUCGUCUCAUGGCGGACCAAGAAGCAACGAAAAAUCUCAAAGAACUCUACUGAGGCUGAGUAUCAUGCGCUGGCUGCCUCAAGUAGUGAGCUUACAUGGUUACAAUAUUUGCUCACUGAUUUUCAAAUACAGUAA